Messenger RNA from Colletotrichum acutatum, 198 nucleotides. RefSeq lists its product as uncharacterized. The coding region runs from base 1 to 198 and encodes 65 amino acids. The record is from RefSeq and is a predicted model, not a curated record. Lineage: Eukaryota; Fungi; Ascomycota; Sordariomycetes; Glomerellales; Glomerellaceae. The transcript is spliced from 2 exons.
AUGCCUAUCCAGAUGACCGAAGAUGAUGUUUCUCGCAUCCAGGCCAGCCAGGACAAGGGCGGGAAGGACAUGUCCUCGGGCGGUUUCGCCGCCAGAGCCCAGGGCGCGGGCGACAGAAACGCCAAUGCCGGGGUCGGUGGCCAGGGACAGGGCGGUGCUGGCGCUGGUCAGGGAGGACAGCAGACUGGAAAGAAGUAG